AUGUUUGAGAAAUACAAGCCUCCUCGCAGCUACGGCAGCAGCGGCGGCGCCCUGAGCCUCACCGGGCUGGAGAGCAUGUCCCCGGCCGAACAGACAGCCCGUAUCCUUGCCGUGGCGAACGACAUGGCAGCGUCGAUAAUAUAUAUCGCCAAACAAGCUGAAGCCGGCAACCUAACCAACAGCCAGACCAUCCCAAUCUAUAACUUCAUCGACAGCAUCCUGGGCCUCGAACGCAGCCAGAAGAAAAGUCUGAUGAGGGAGCUGGAGAUGCAAGGGUCGCAGAUCGCGCUGAUGGAGAAACAACACCGCAGGGACAUCGAGGAGCUGACCAAGUGCGCGAUAGAGACAAUCACGCAGAUGAAUGCGAAGAUUGAGCAGCUACAGAAGGACAAUUCUGCAUAG
Nannizzia gypsea CBS 118893 is the source of this 402-nucleotide messenger RNA. RefSeq lists its product as hypothetical. Bases 1 to 402 code for a protein of 133 amino acids. The record is from RefSeq and is a predicted model, not a curated record. Lineage: Eukaryota; Fungi; Ascomycota; Eurotiomycetes; Onygenales; Arthrodermataceae. The transcript has a single exon.